Molecule: messenger RNA, 1230 nt
Organism: Exophiala aquamarina CBS 119918
Lineage: Eukaryota; Fungi; Ascomycota; Eurotiomycetes; Chaetothyriales; Herpotrichiellaceae
Exons: 1
Coding region: 1-1230 (409 amino acids)
Cellular component (GO): nucleus; RNA N6-methyladenosine methyltransferase complex
Molecular function (GO): methyltransferase activity; nucleic acid binding
Source: RefSeq, a predicted model, not a curated record
AUGGCGGAUCCUAUCCUCUACCGUGAUGCUAACGACACAGUCGUCCUCAUUGACAUCCCUACUUCAAUUGAGUAUGCUCAACAAAAUCAUCUCAUUCUUGCAUCCGUUCCACCACCAGAAGUGCCAUAUUCAAGCACCGAACCUCGAGGCAAUAAGCGGGCAGUUGCGUUGGCUAGAAUACCAGCUCAAGAGCGGACUUAUCAUUCUUCGGUGCAAUGCUUGAUUCAAGAGUCAUUGGCAAAGAUCAAAACCUCGUAUAUUAUUCAAGUCAUUGACGGCCAGAGCUGUUCUUGGCACCGACCGCGACGCUAUUUGACUGGAGGGGACGCAACUACUGACUCAGGCUUCGGUGCCGCACGAGCCUUGCCAGACGAAUUUAGGUCUGUGACCGAUGGUUCGCUGGUGCACCCCAUCUUGGUCCCCGUCAUCCUCUCAUCAACAGAGCUACGAAACGAAUUUCCCUCUCUACGGGCCGUGCAGGAUGUGAUCGUGCGCAAUCCCCGGCCAGACUCCUCUCUGAUGUGUCUCCAGGGAGCAGGUGGUUUUUGGGUCCCACCACAUUCCACCUGCAUCCAAUCUAGUCUUGAAGAAGGGUGGGAAGCGUUCGUGAACGGCAUUCCGGUAUUACAAACUCCAAAAUGCCGAUCAUUUGAUCUGAUACUGAUGGAUCCACCAUGGAUCAAUAGAUCAGCACGUCGUUCUGGCCACUAUGAGACGGCUGAAACUCAGAUGACCAACCCAUUCAAUACAGCCGUGCAAAUCGUCAAAACCCAUCUUGUUCCAGAUGGAAUUGUGGCAGUGUGGAUUACGAACCGCGCCGCAAUCCGUACGACUGUGCUCGACACAUUUCGAGCCCUGAACUUGGAGCUGCACCAAGAGUGGAUAUGGAUCAAGAUUACGGCCGACGGAGAACCCGUGACCCAACUUGAUGGCAUCUGGAGGAGACCAUACGAAGUCUGCCUGUUAUUUCGUAAAGGUCAGUGUUCAGACAACAAGCCCAGGCGCCGAGUGCUUGUCGCAGUGCCCGAUAUUCACUCAAGAAAGCCUAAUCUGAAAUGUCUACUCGAGCAACAACUUCCUCCUCGUUACGAGGCACUUGAAUUGUUUGCAAGAUGCUUGACUGCAGGCUGGUGGUCGUGGGGCAAUGAGGUCUUGAAAUUCCAGCAUGAGAGCCAAUGGGGUCUACCUGAUACCACCGACUGCCCAAGAUCACUGGAAGGGCGAACAUAA